Messenger RNA from Saprolegnia parasitica CBS 223.65, 462 nucleotides. RefSeq lists its product as hypothetical. The transcript has 4 exons. Bases 1 to 462 code for a protein of 153 amino acids. Lineage: Eukaryota; Oomycota; Saprolegniomycetes; Saprolegniales; Saprolegniaceae. The record is from RefSeq and is a predicted model, not a curated record.
AUGUCGAGACCUGAGACAGUCGACGGGAAGCAGGCGGCGCCGAUCGCGCCAUUCCAUCUCGCCGUGCCGAUUCACAGCAUGAAAGAAGCCAAGCACUUUUACGGCACCGUCCUGGCGCUCCAGGAAGGGCACGGCACCGCUCAGUACCAGAUCUACAACAUGUGGGGACACCAGCUCGUGGUCCACGACGCCGGCCCGACGUACAGGUGCGUCGACUUGCCCGUGGCCCAUGAUGAGAUUCCGAUGCCGCAUUUUGGCGUCUGCUUGAGCGUCCCCGAGUUCCAGUGGCUCGCCAAGCAUCUCACCGCCCAGCGUGCGACCUUUCACAUCAAGCCCCACGUGCGCUACGCAGGCACUGCCGGCGAGCAGUGGAAGAUGUUUCUUAAGGAUCCGAGUGGCAACAACCUCGAGUUCAAGGCGCUGCGCGACGCGACCAAGUUGCUCGCCAAGUACGACGUCUAG